Messenger RNA from Poecilia latipinna (sailfin molly), 3122 nucleotides. RefSeq names its product platelet-activating factor acetylhydrolase 1b, catalytic subunit 2 (gene pafah1b2). The record is from RefSeq and is a predicted model, not a curated record. The coding region runs from base 276 to 968 and encodes 230 amino acids. Gene Ontology annotation, cellular component: cytoplasm. Lineage: Eukaryota; Metazoa; Chordata; Actinopteri; Cyprinodontiformes; Poeciliidae. The transcript has 6 exons. Gene Ontology annotation, molecular function: platelet-activating factor acetyltransferase activity.
GGCAAGGAGGCAUCUCAAAGGGAAACCAGACUCGACACUACACCGCCGGAGUUCUCCUGCCACGGCAGAGUUUACCUUAUUGACACACCUACUGUUUGUCAGUUUAAUCACUAAAUAACCUCUCUAACCGGUAACAACAGCACAGAGCUCGAGCUAAGCCGUGGCUGAAGAACCACGGGUCUGACAGGAGAGGUAUCACACCCUGUCAGCGUCAGCGUUAACCACGGACUGGUAUAGAGUUUAACCUAUUAACCUGCGGCGGGGUCUCCUCCUGCAUGAUGAGUGGUGAUGAACUGAACCCAGCUGCAGUGCCUCAGCCAGUUGAGGAUCGGCAGGGUGAUGGACGGUGGAUGUCACAGCAUACAAGAUUUGUGCAGGAGUGCAAAGAUGGCGAACCAGAGGUUCUUUUUGUAGGGGACUCAAUGGUGCAACUAAUGGAGCAGUAUGAGAUCUGGAAGGAGAUGUUCUCUCCUCUUCAUGCACUUAAUUUUGGUCUAGCCGGUGACACCACCUGCAAUGUGCUGUGGAGGCUGCAGAACGGCGAGCUGCAGAACAUCCGCCCAAAGGUGGUGGUUUUGUGGGUGGGAACCAACAAUCACGACCACACAGCAGAGCAGGUUGCAGGAGGAAUUGUUGCCAUCGCACAACUACUCACUAACCGCCUCCCCAAAGCUAAGAUUGUUGUCCUGGGUUUGUUACCCCGCGGAGAGCAGCCCAACCCGCUGAGGGAGAAGAACGCCGCAGUCAACAGGCUCCUGCGCUCCUGGCUGCCACGGCUGGGCCAGGCUCUGUUCUUGGACGUGAGCAACGAAUUCAUCCACUCCGACGGGACCAUCAGCUCCCAGGACAUGUUUGACUACCUCCACCUGACGCCAGCAGGCUACAACACCCUGGCCAAGCCUCUCAGCGACCUGCUGCUUCAGAUUCUGGAGGAGACGCCCGAGGAGAGAAGGGGAUCGCUGGUUUAAGGGCUGAAAUGUCUGACAGAGUAGGAGAAGGGGGAUCUAGAGCAGGAAGACGCCAUGCCCGACAUAGACACCGAUUGCACUAGGAAGCUGUAAGUUCAAUUCACUGCAGCCACAGAUGGAAUAAAACCACUUUACAAUGUCUGACAUUGAGCCGUAGUUCUGAAUGUAAAUCUAAAUUUGGAAAAAUGAAGAAAAAAUAUCUUUUAAUUUUUCAUUGCCUCACUUUUGACUGUUUUGAUGAGCAAACUGAGCGAUCCAAAGUAAAGCCUAUCCAGUCACUUGGAAAGCUGCAGACCUUCUUUCAGGUUUACGUUCUGUUGUAAAUUUCUUGGUGUCUAAAAACGGAUCAAAAACAUCACUAACCCGUACAGUUGCAAUAUAAAACGUAUGUAUAUAUUUGAAACUGUGGUAUAUGUGUUAAAAGGAGACAAUCCGCAUAAAAUUAAAGCAAAAGCACCAAUUUUUCUUUUUUUUUUUUUUUUUUUUGCCUUUUAAAGCUCACAGUAGUUGUGUGUUUUAUCAUUUGACUCUGGAGAACGAAGUGUUCAAACGCAGCACUAGCAAUCCAAAACUAAAUCACACCGAUACCGACGACGAGCGUUUAUAAGCUCCUGUAAAUAAUUGGGGGGAAAAAGCUGCGUUUGGACUUUCAUCAGAAUGUCUCACUGCUUUACUCCUGGUCAGACGGGAUGCUAGCGCAGCAGCAUGUGUGCUAAAGCGAACCUCGACUGGGUCGUUAGAAAUUAAACACACACAGCCAACUAGUAUCCUAGUAUCCCAUAUUAGUGACACGAUGGCAUUCAGUCUUCCAAACACAGUCUGUGAAAUGUGAAUCUUCUUUCCCAUCCAGCACAGUGAUUUACAUCGUAUUCACAAAGUUAAAUAGCAAGUUAACAUCUUUGUUAGUGCGUUUAAAAUCAGUAUGGGCACAGAUCUAAAUGUACUGCUUACCAAAAACAAAACAAACAAAAAACAGUAUAUAUGUAGUCGUUGCUACUGUUGUUGCCCUCCUGUUGUGUGUUUCUUCCUCCUGUGUGCAGUUUGACAUAUAGACAUGUGCUGGUUUCAUAAUUCUGAGUGAAACUAUUUCAUAGUUCCACAAAGAAGAAGAGAAAAAUGGAAAGAAAAUAAUUGUCCACACAAAAUGACCAAUUAUUACAACUAUACUACGUUUUUGUUGUUCUGAUGCAUAAAAAUGCAGACUACCUACUAAAUUUUGUGUUUUUCAGAAUACUACAUCUUUUCACUUCUCUGCACUUUGAAGAGUAAAUUAAGAAUAAUAAACUGAUAUUGGGUGAUUAGUAUGGCUAUCUACUCCACCACAGCCUCCAGUCAGCUGCUCAGCGUUCUCUUAGUGCAAAUGUUUCCCAAAUUAGUUUUUCUUUAUCCUAAUGGUUGACUAAGUCUUUCAGCCAGCUGACCAGCAGUGGGACGAGCUUGUACCACAAUAUAGUCCAUAAAGCACAUUCUCUGGAGCCUCUUUAGAAAGACUUUCAACCACAGGAUUGGUUGGAUGGAAUUAGUCGUUUGGAUAGGUUUUUAAAAUCCUAGUGCACCUAGACGUUGGUAUCCGGCCCAAGGCAUGGGCCGUUGAUAACAUAUUUUCAACAUAUUUUACUAAUACACACAAAUAUUUGUCUUUCUCUUUGGUUUUUUUUUUCCCAGUCAGAUUUCUUCAGUGUUGAUUUGUUUGUUCCUGACCCACAUGUAACUGACCUCCUGUGACCUGCUCAUUGUGUUGUGUUGCUAACAAGUGAUUUUUAGGCAAAAGUUUGAACUAUAUUCGAUAAGAUCACUCUAAAUGCUAAAAGCAAUCACAAGUAAAAAAAAACAAAACAUACAGAAUAAUUUGUCUGUGAGCUAAUGCUGCGGCUCCUGUUGCACAUCGAGUUUUCCGGCAUUACUGCUAUCUUACGCACUUGCACAUGUGUGUGUCUGUGUGUGUGUGUGUUGCAUGCAAAUACUCUGUGUGUGUGCCUUAAAUAUGUACAGUGAGUCUGGUGCUGGUUUGUGUGUGUAGAAAGGAGCCUUGUUGUGUUUAAGGGAUCGAAAGUGAUCGGCAGAUUGUGUCUGUAUGAUGGGAUAUUUGCUCUCUUAUGGCUUGUUGUCAUGUUACUGAAUUAAAAUAUUCCAAUAAAGACGAAUCCAACCUUG